AUGACCUCCAUAAACUUUUAUAAUAACUUGUCCCUUGUCACCCUUCACUUCCCCUCUUCCACCUCUUGCCACUGCCCUGACCAUGUUCACCCUAACUCCAAAUCCGCCGAAUUACCUUGUCUUAUUAACGCUAUGACCUCCAUAAACCUUUAUAAUAACUUGUUGAUACUGACCAUUCUCUUACUGAUGAUGCUACUAGAAGAGCCUUGCAGGACAUUGACUCCAAGCUCAUUAGCCUUGGUCACCUUGCUGGACAGCUUGGCGGAUUUGUUGGUGAGAGUGAGAGUGUUAAGAAAGCCGUUAAGAAUGCUAUUAUCGCUUUCUGUCAACUCUGCUGGCCUGUCUGUUGACACCCGUAAAAUUAGUGAGCUUAGUCAGCGAGUUACUCAAGAAAUUAAUGACAUAAAUCAACGUAUUAAUAGCCCUAAUAAUCUUAAUAAUCUUCCUUCUUCCCCCUCUCCCUCUGCUGAGCUAGACAAAUUGCAGUCCAAGUUGCAGGCUUUGAAGGAAGUGGAGGAGCUUUGUGGAUUUUUGACUAAUCGUAAUAAUGCGUCAAAUGAGCCUAAAAAGCUUUUAGAAAAUCUUUGUUCCGGCCUCGAAACCUUCCUCGGCUUCCACCCUUCUUCCAAAGGCUACGACGGCACUGGGAUUGUCUACUCCGACCUUGACAGGCUGUGUGAUGCAGUGAUGGGAUUUUUGAGUGGUGUGCUAAGUGCGGUGAAAGAUGAUGAAGCAGUUAAAACGUACGAUAAUUACAUGGCUAAAAAGCUUAGUGAAGUACUAAAAGAGGUAAAUAAUAAUAUUGGCUCCGGGCGUACUGGGCUUGUGGCGUCUGUCGGCGCGGUGAAGGGGUGGUUGGACAAUUAUCUCCUUGAAUCAGGAACGCGAACUAGUAGAGUCACCGGCAAUUUAGGUAGGUUGAAAGAUGAAAUUGCAGGUACAUACACUAAUAAUGUUGCAGGUAACGCGGACCAGAAACUGGAGACCCAGUUGACCAGGUGGACGGAGACGCUACAGUCCAUCGAGCUGGACGUUAAUAACACUGAAAACCAAUAUGUUAAUUUAUUAGAUCAUAAACUUAAAAAUACAUUGUUGCAUGAGACGAAUGUAAUUAUGAAAUCUGUGCAGGUGUUACAGAAAAGCGCUGGCAAUGCUGAGUUCAAGAGAAAGGUGCAGGCCGUGGAUGAGGAGUUGAAAUGGCAGAAGGAAAAGUUAGAUGCUUCCGUGAAAGAUGAAACCGCAAAAGUACAGAAAACUUUGCAAAAUGAAUUUGAAAACAUUUUCAACGAAAUUAGACGUCUGACCCAUUGUAAGUGGGAGCACUUCAAGACUCUAAGACCUAAUGUUAUAGCAGCUAAGGAGAAUUUAGUCAAUUUGAAUGUGGAAUUUAAAACCCAGAUUAUUGUCGCACUCAGCGACAUAAAAGGUAGAUUAGAUGUGUUGGAUCGAAGCAAGACGUAUGUUGGAGCGGAAACAGGAAAAUCAAAGCUGCAAGUGGAUGUUGUGAACAUUCGAAGAGAGCUUGGGAGCAUCAGUGACACGCUAGAGAAGUAUGAGUAUGCGCUCAGUGCGUGGAUGAAAGAUGCAAAUAAAUUAAUUGAGAAAGCUAUAAAUGUGGCCGGCGAUAUCCUGAAUAAGGAGCCUGGAAGGGUCAUCCGGGAAACGAUGGAGGGCAAAGCGGGGCAGUUGAAAAAUUGGAAGGACGAAAUUGGAAGGUACCUUGAAAGUGUGAAAACUGAGAUUAAGCAGAAGGUUGAAGCAGCAAAUAGGCUGGUAGCGCCGCUUGAAAAGGUAUAUAAGAAAAAGUUAGUGGAUAUUAAGAAGGCUGUACUGUCGACAGUUGGAGAUCACGAUGAUUCUAAGGAAGGUAGUGACGGCAAAUAUACUGUUUUGGGACUGCUAAACAAGCUGGAUGAUCACGUCAAGACCGGAUUGAUUGCCGCUAGAGAUGAAAUGAACAAGAAGCUAAAGACUUAUAUUGAGAAUGAGUUGCCUGGUGAGGUGCAAAAGGUGCUCGACGAGCUGGUCAAACCUAUAUACGAGAUGCGCAGCUCUGAACAUGCGGGAGAAUUGGGUCUUUUUGUGAAAAAUGUGAGCACAUACGCUGGGCAGUUCAAGGCGACAUUUGAACAGAAGAUUGAAGAUAUGGUAACGGCGAUCGUGAAUGAUCAGAAAGGGGUAAUAAAAAGUUACCUCAAUUGGUAUGUAGAUCGAUGUCACAGAUGUUUCAAUAAAUCUGGUUUCAAUGGAAAUCCGUCGGAUAUUGUUACCAAAUUAACUCCAAUAAUUUCAGUGCAGGUUAAGAAACUCAUUCAAACCCCUCUGACGCAAACAAUCGGCGAUGUGCAUAUAGUUCUAGGCAGUAUCGGAACAUAUCUCGCAGGAGUUGCAGAUGCAGUCGAUGCACGAAAAGUUUUUACUGUAGUGAAAGGUAUUGAAGAUGCGUUGGAAGUGCGGGAACAAGAUAAAACUGCGUCACCUUAUAAAUCAAACCAGAAAUAUCUGACCAUGUCUUUACAAACUAUAUUGACCGCUAUGUAUCAGGCAGUGAAAGGUGCGGCCGACAGACUUCAGACAUUUAUUGCACAAUCGCAGAUUAGCGCGUUGCAUACGGCAAUUGGCAAGGUACAACAACUUGGAAGCGAUGUCAAGAGGGAACUCGGGACUGGUGGCAACGCUGUAUCAUCUUCUUCCAACGGUGCGAAUUUUUCAAAAACGGUUGCUGCGGCUAUUGAUAGCAGCCUGAAGCAAGUAAUAACUGGUAAUGGAACCGACAUCAGUGGAAUAGACUUUAAAGAAAAAACCGGUGUGGAUGCUGGUCUCAUGUCGGAUUAUUUGAAACAGACACAGAAAGGUGCUGCUAAAAAUGAUGAUACCCUCAGGGGAAAGAUUGAAAAUAUCAAAAAGCAUUUUGACGAUAUUAAGCGAGACAGUGAAUACGGUCCAAUCACCAUAAACGGUAUCGAACACGAGGCCAACAAUGAGCUUAAAUCUGCGAUCACCGGCAUUACUACGUAUGCAGACGCAAUAAAUGUUGAAUACAUCAAAAAUGCAUUAGAUACCUUGUCUACGGAAUCCACAGAUAAUCUUAAUGAGAUCACUAAAGCGUUCUCAGAUGCGGGCAGUUUUGUAAGAGAUAAGCUGAAUACGUUGCGAACGUAUAAAAUCGAUGAUUAUCUUAACAAAACAAUGGAAGAUAUCAAAGCUCUCCGAACCACAGAAUUGAAUAACGUCAUCACCACCAGCAUCAAAUCAAUUCUUGUAGUGAUUGAUAGUCUUGAGCAGACGCCGCAAUUUAUCGAUGAGAAAAGGCAACACGUCGAAGAUGUCAUGGAUAAGCUGAAAAACGAAAUUGGCGACAAACUCGAUGCCAUUGAUUCAGCUCUCAAUGAGGCUGAUAAGUAUAUCCAGUCAGGCAUUGAUGAUGUCGAAAACACUGUGCGUGGAGCCAAGAAGCACGCUGUCGAGGCAAUUGAAAAUCUCAAACAUAAUCUUUUAUGUAUGACAGAAUAUUCAUUCAAAUCUGUGACCGCUCAAGUCCGUUCCCUCUUCGCCGAGUCCCACCGCGCCGACCUCUCCGCCCUCAAGACCCUCCUCUCCACCCAGCUCAAGAUCAUCACCUGCACCAUCAACAAAAACCUCAACACCGGCCUGAAAGGCUUCCUCAAGACGCUGAGCGGGGAUUCAAUUGACCUUUAUGCCGCCGGUCAUGAUAUGGAUCGCCGUGUUAAAAAGCCAUCGACACGCAAUCUGCUCGACGAAGUGAAGACCGCUAUUGACGGGGCUCAGCAACAUGGAGAGAAAGUGAAAUCGCUGUCCUCCACAUUCAAUCACUAUUCAGAACACAUCUUCACCUAUUUGCUUAAAGAUAUGGCGAAACAUUUCACUUCUCAGCCUGAUGUCAAUGGAGCCUACACAACGAAUGUCACUGCCAUCCAACACCACCUCACCGCCCUCCUCGACCACAUCAGCGCUCACAAACACUUCGACCACCAGGUGCCCGGGAAGCUCGAAACGCUCAAGACAUCCCUUACCACCUUCACCUCCUCGCACUUCGGCAACGCAUCCUACCCCGUGCUCGACGCCUUUCCCCAAAGCCUGGUGCGGUUCGUCGGGGAGCUGGAGCGGGUGUACGUGAGUAGGUAUGAGGGUGAAGUAUUCACAGAUACGUUGAUGAAGAAGAAAAAAGAUUCUGAUGAAGAAGAAAAGAUUACCGAUUAUGGUACCAAGUUGUCGAAGGUCUGUCUCUCCAUGAUUUCCAUAAUUAACUCGGAUAUAACUUUACUCAACAGUAAGUGUGAUUAUCCUUGCCAAAAAGAUAAAAUAAACGAAUACACGGAAUUGGGAGGUAUAAUGAGGAAAUGUGGAUUUGGUGUUUCCACGACAGCCACUAAACAGGACGGCGAGUUGAGAAACAAAGAUGAGUGUACGGGUUCGCAUAUUCUUGAGAAACUUGGGCGUGUCACUGCAUCGGCAACUAAUAACACAAACCUUAUACAUAAACUUGACAGUCUCAAUCAGCAUCUUCAUGAUUACUACCGCCUCUGCCACAUCAUGUAUCCCUCCAAGAGACAACCGUCCUCCGUGUAUGAGAUGCUCGUAUGGCUUUCAGGGCUACGAUGCAAUCCCGUGUAUGACGAAUUGCUACUUAAUGGUCUCAGUGUACCAUUUGAAGAUCCGGAAAAAGAAACGAAAGAGGCCGGUGAGGACUUUGAAUUUACUGUAGUUGAUCCGCAGUCCUUGUACCUGAAUGCUUACCCCAAAGAAAUCUCAUACAAUCACGUAGUGGCAUCACUGGAAUAUAUUUGUUCGAACGCUUAUGAUCUGCUCAGUACGAUCCUUGGUACCGGUAACACCUACACCUUAUACUCCGUCGACUACUGUACGAACGCACUAAAUCUGCGAUAUCCAUCAGUAGCAGAUGACUGCUUACAUAGCAUCCUCGACAUAUUACGCAGAAUGUUCCCAGUACUACGUUUCAUGCAUGUCCAGUGUAUGAUUGGCGCUGCACAGCACGGCUGGUCCGACUGUAGGUAUGGCAAAGAUAUCCCAUCAGCAAAAAGACCAUGUAUCGACCAUUUAACUGACAAAGAGAAGAACCAAUUAGAUUGCUUGCCAACAUAUUCUGCAAGCGGCCAACCAACGUGUCAACCAAAUUGCCAACCAAAUUCACCACUGAUGAGCUACCUAAAUGACUGCUUGCCGGGGCACCUUCCGCAUCAACUGACCGAUAUCGGCUGCAAAGCCAAAUGUUCUACCUGCCCGAAAUCCACGCCCGGGAUGCCAUGUCUGACACCCCUCGGUUUCAGAGGGUUUUCGGGCACCAGCAAGACAGGGAAAGAGAUCUGUAACGCGCUAGACAAAUUCUUCGACGACAUCCAUCUUUCGUCCCUAUUCAGCUUGGUACCGAAACCGCCGUCUACGCUGCCCGAACACUUUAACUUUGCCUUAUCGCUUGUUACGUGUCUCAAUUCUACGACGCAUGUAGAUAACAAACGUAGACUAACGUUCGGAGAUAAGUUCGGUGCAACCAUUAUAGAUACAUCUAUUAAUCUAUAUGACCAGUCAACUAAACUGACCGAAGCACUGCGCAAUGCUUAUGGUAUCGUUCAGAGCAGCCACACCGGCGAUCACAGCAGUUACGAACUUACACCCUUAUCAAGUUUAUCCAUGAAGAAGUCAUGUGUUUAUCCCAACCGGAAUGUCCACUGUGGUCCUUAUAUCCAGUCCCUUUGGAAUGACUCCUAUACCUAUCUUGCAGAGAAGCAUGCUGAUCAUUAUCUUUCAUGGGCUCUCUACCUACCGUGGACACUUUAUGACUAUCUUCGACGUCUAUUGCAAGAUUUUCAAAACAUCUCCUGCCGGGACUGGGGAUGCAGCAGAUGCCAACAUGGUGGAAAAUGUAUGCCGGGUAAACACGGCGUCGACUAUAACUGUAAGUGCAGAUCGUUGGUCGGUUGUCGCGGCGUCCAGAGCACAUUUUAUCGUUACGGAUUUACAUUUGGCAAUUCGAUGACGUUAUUGGAAAGUAAUGGUAUAAGAUAUUGCCGUGAUUUCAGCAAUCAACUGACCAACGUCUUGAAUUCCGAAUAUUUCAAAACACUGUUCGAAAAGUGCGACGAAUUCAUCUUCACCAUCAGGCAGCCGUUUAUAUGGCUCAAUGUAGCCCUCUGGUCGCUGUCCCUCUUCUACCUGAUUUGCGUAAUGCUUGGCAGACUGGAUGUGCUGCAUAUCAAGUCACACCUGAGGAUACCGUCAUCGCACAAGAUAACAGCGCAGUCAUUAUUGGCGGCAGCGCAAGUCGGAAGGCUUGCCAAGAUAUCGUAUCUACAACCGUAA
This is a messenger RNA of Babesia bigemina, 6339 nucleotides long. RefSeq lists its product as hypothetical. NCBI's taxonomy places the organism in Eukaryota, Apicomplexa, Aconoidasida, Piroplasmida, Babesiidae. Bases 1 to 6339 code for a protein of 2112 amino acids. The record is from RefSeq and is a predicted model, not a curated record. The transcript is spliced from 2 exons.